UUUUCACUAUUGUACCACCCUUAGAUAACUAAAUACAACAAUUUGAAAUUCAUGUUAUAUCACUAGUACACAUUUACCACACUUACGUGUUGUAUUAUUUCGAUUAUUGUAAAGUUUUUUUAUCUUAUCAAUUUCACUCAAACAAACAAGUGCAUUGUUUCAAAAAUUUAACAGUACUUUUCUGGACAGUUAAGAUGUAUUGUUGGAAAGUUUAUAAUGAUUAAAUAUACAAAUUGUGCAUAAGUAAAAAUAAAAUUAAAAAUUGUUAACGUACUAUUUUAUUAUAUAGUGUAAAGAGAAGAUGAGGCCAGUAAAGAAAGCGUUAAAAGCCCUAGAUACUCCAGAUAUGUCCCUGAGCGAGGAAGAGCGAGUUGCUCGCGCGCGUCGAUGUCUCUUUCAAAUCGGAAACCAUAUCAACACGUGUCUGGCGGAAUAUAAAACCGCCGAACAAGUUAGCGAAUGGAAAGGCAAUCUUUGGUACUUCGCUUCCAAAUUUACAAACUUCAAAGCAAAGAAACUUUAUAGAAUGUAUAAGAAUCUGGUAAAACAAGGUGGCGACAGCAACGGCGGUGCCACAUCUAGUCCCGACAAAAAAGAAGACGAUUCUAGUACUGCAAAGCAGAAACACAAUGAAAAGUCAUCUCACGAGAAACAUUUCGAUAAGCAACAAGCUGACAGCAGUCAUAAAGACAGCAGAAUAACAAAACGUAAAGUUGAUGAUAUCGAAGAGAACUCGAAUAGCAGUUCACAAAGUAAGAAACACCUUUCGUCUAUUUCUGCUCUCAUUAACAAUAUCACGUCCACGGUUACUAUCGGUGCUAUCACGAUUACGCCUAUAACAUCAACAACAAAUUCCACAUCGAGUACUGCUAAUAGCGCAGACAUAUCGCGACAUAAAGAACAGAAAGAAUCGAAACAUAAAGAUACAAAAAGAGAUAGAGAUCGUGACAGAGAUAGAGAUAGAGACAGAGGUAGAUUAAGUUUAAGCAGGGACGACAAUUAGGAGAGACGGGUACAAUAUGGGGCAUUUAUAUAGUAGUAGAGAAGGUGAUCGUUGGUUACCCACAGAUGGAAGAGAUAUAAGAGACGGCAGAUCUGGGUAAGGUCAUCUUUUACUUCCAUACACUUUUCAAUUUUAAGGUAAUUAUGCAUGUUAUAAGCCACCUCCAAUUUCAAUGUCCUUUACAUAUUUUAUCCAGGUCAUCACCCUGAGUAAUGUUGUGGAGGUUUUAAGCCGCGCUCGGAAUUUAUUAAAAAGUUAUUAACACGAAAAGUUUUCACGAAUUAUUUAUAAUGAUAAUUCUUCCGAACUACGGCUCCACCUCCAAAUGGGCUUAAAUUUUUUGUAGUGGCUUCUUAUGGUUAAAAAGUAAUGUAAAUAACAAUUUUUUGUCAGAGGAAGUCCAAAAAAAAAGUUAUAAACAAAAAA
Monomorium pharaonis (pharaoh ant) is the source of this 1429-nucleotide messenger RNA. Its product is annotated as chromodomain-helicase-DNA-binding protein 1-like. The transcript has 2 exons. The coding region runs from base 302 to 1003 and encodes 233 amino acids. Lineage: Eukaryota; Metazoa; Arthropoda; Insecta; Hymenoptera; Formicidae. The record is from RefSeq and is a predicted model, not a curated record.